Messenger RNA from Hermetia illucens (black soldier fly), 1574 nucleotides. RefSeq lists its product as uncharacterized. The coding region runs from base 192 to 1514 and encodes 440 amino acids. Lineage: Eukaryota; Metazoa; Arthropoda; Insecta; Diptera; Stratiomyidae. Gene Ontology annotation, cellular component: nucleosome. Gene Ontology annotation, molecular function: DNA binding; protein heterodimerization activity; structural constituent of chromatin. The record is from RefSeq and is a predicted model, not a curated record. The transcript has 3 exons.
CUCGAAAAUAUAAAAUUCGGGAUUGAAAAUUAAUCUAACGGGUCUUGAAAUAUGUUUGUAGUGGUGCGAUGUGAGAUAUGUAUAUGGAGUAGGUUCAACUAUAAAUGUGAGUGGCAUAUGUAGGCUGGGCAUAUUUUGUCCGUGAGUCUCGUGAAGUAAACUUCGAACGUCGUUCAUUUGAGUUUGAGAAGAUGGCCCGUACUAAGCAGACAGCCCGUAAAUCGACUGGUGGAAAGGCACCACGAAAACAAUUGGCCACCAAGGCAGCUCGCAAGAGUGCACCAGCAACCGGAGGUGUUAAGAAGCCACAUCGUUACCGCCCAGGAACUGUAGCUCUUCGUGAAAUCCGUCGUUAUCAAAAGAGCACUGAACUUUUGAUCCGCAAAUUGCCCUUCCAACGGCUAGUUCGUGAAAUCGCUCAGGAUUUCAAGACUGAUUUGCGUUUCCAAAGCUCAGCAGUCAUGGCCCUCCAAGAAGCCAGCGAAGCUUACCUCGUCGGUUUGUUCGAAGACACCAACUUGUGCGCAAUCCACGCUAAACGUGUCACUAUUAUGCCAAAGGACAUUCAAUUGGCCCGUCGUAUCCGUGGUGAACGAGGAAAAGUUAAGGGAAAGGCAAAGUCCCGAUCAAACCGUGCUGGACUUCAAUUCCCCGUCGGUCGUAUCCAUCGUCUGUUGAAGAAGGGAAACUAUGCUGAACGUGUUGGUGCUGGCGCUCCAGUAUAUUUGGCUGCCGUGAUGGAGUACUUGGCUGCUGAAGUCCUCGAGUUGGCCGGUAACGCUGCCCGUGACAACAAGAAAACCAGGAUCAUCCCAAGGCAUUUGCAAUUGGCCAUCCGUAACGACGAAGAAUUGAACAAACUUCUGUCUGGAGUAACCGAUCGCUCAAGGUGGUGUACUUCCAAACAUCCAAGCUGUUCUUUUGCCAAAGAAGACAGAAAAGAAAGCUUAAGAAAUUCCAUCUGUGAAGCUGCAUCAAAAAAUCAACCGUCCUUUUCAGGACGACAAAAUACGCAAGCGAAGAUGGCAUAUGUAGGCUGGGCAUAUUUUGUCCGUGAGUCUCGUGAAGUAAACUUCGAACGUCGUUCAUUUGAGUUUGAGAAGAUGGCCCGUACUAAGCAGACAGCCCGUAAAUCGACUGGUGGAAAGGCACCACGAAAACAAUUGGCCACCAAGGCAGCUCGCAAGAGUGCACCAGCAACCGGAGGUGUUAAGAAGCCCCAUCGUUACCGCCCAGGAACUGUAGCUCUUCGUGAAAUCCGUCGUUAUCAAAAGAGCACUGAACUUUUGAUCCGCAAAUUGCCCUUCCAACGGCUAGUUCGUGAAAUCGCUCAGGAUUUCAAGACUGAUUUGCGUUUCCAAAGCUCAGCAGUCAUGGCCCUCCAAGAAGCCAGCGAAGCUUACCUCGUCGGUUUGUUCGAAGACACCAACUUGUGCGCAAUCCACGCUAAACGUGUCACUAUUAUGCCAAAGGACAUUCAAUUGGCCCGCCGUAUCCGUGGUGAACGCGCUUAAGCGACAGAGUUCUUUAAUUUAGAAUUCAAUUUAAGAAAAACGGUCCUUUUCAGGACCACA